Molecule: messenger RNA, 2023 nt
Organism: Perognathus longimembris pacificus (Pacific pocket mouse)
Lineage: Eukaryota; Metazoa; Chordata; Mammalia; Rodentia; Heteromyidae
Gene: Oxnad1
Product: oxidoreductase NAD binding domain containing 1
Exons: 10
Coding region: 562-1494 (310 amino acids)
Cellular component (GO): mitochondrion
Molecular function (GO): oxidoreductase activity
Source: RefSeq, a predicted model, not a curated record
CCGCCGACGCUUCGAGGCGCAGCGGCGGAAUUUGGCCGGCGUCUUUAACCGCUGUGUCCUCGGCGGCCGUAUUGCUGCGCCAAGCAGCUGCCCUAGGAAUCCUUGAACCCGCGUUCACCGGUCUCAGAGAAGGAGGGCGCCGCUUUGCCCGCUGGCUGGCGGCGAUCAGAGCAACUCUGCCGCCUCUGUACCUUUCCCUGUGCCGGAGGAGCUUCGCCUCGAGUUCAGGACGUGGUUCCUGGCUGCAGGAACUUUGUAACGAUUUCAGUAUAUGAAAAAUGUUCUAUGUCCCAAGUGGAAUAUAUCCAGAGGUCUCAGCCUAAUACUAGGACCUAAAUACUUUCUGCCUGCUAGUCAGCCUUACACUUAAUGACUUCUAAGAGCACACAGGCUUUUAAGGGCAUGCUCCUUUUGCUGAUAGCAAAAGUCUACUGUAAAGCAGAUUUCCCUGUUACACCAGCAGCAUCUAACACAUGUUUACUGUGUCUUUUGAUCAAAUGACCAUGCUGAAUAACUAACCUACACCAUCUAGGCUUGUUUUUAUGUUUGCCAGGAAGCACCAUGGCCUGUGCUGCUGUCUUGAUUCCCAGGUUGUUGCGGGGCUCUGUUGGUGCCAUCUGCACUCAGUCUGCUUUAUUGACAUCCGGCACUUUGCGUCACCUUGCUCAAACCAGCAUAAUGAAAUCCAAAAGGAAAACUGAUCAUUUGGAGAGAACUGCAAGUGUCAUUCGGCAGGAGGUCGUGGCCGCAGCAAAAGUGUGUGGAGCUGCCAAUGAGUCACCAUCAGUAAAGAGCCUGCACUUGCUUGUUGCUGAUCAAGAUUUUUCCUUUAAAGCUGGCCAGUGGAUUGAUUUCUUCAUCCCAGGAGUGUCAGUGGUUGGUGGGUUUUCAAUAUGCUCUAGUCCCAGACUACUAGAACAAGAGAGAAUGAUAGAAUUGGCAGUGAAAUAUGCAAACCACCCUCCUGCUCUCUGGAUUCAUAAUAAGUGUACACUUGACUCUGAAGUGGCUGUGAGAGUGGGUGGAGAUUUCUUUUUUGACCCUCAACCAGAAGAUGCCCCUAGGAACCUUGUGUUGAUUGCAGGAGGGGUUGGAAUUAAUCCCCUGCUUUCCAUCCUGCGGCACUCAGCAGACCUCCAUCGAGAAUGGGCAAACAAAGGAAGUGGAUAUGAGAUUGGAACAGUCAAACUGUUCUAUAGUGCAAAAAAUACCAGCGAACUCCUUUUUAAGAAAAAUAUCCUUGAUUUAGUAAAUGAAUUUCCUGAGAAGAUUGCAUGCAGUUUCCAUGUUACAAAACAGACUACACAAAUCAGUGCGGACCUUAAGCCAUACAUCACGGAAGGAAGAAUAACGGAGAAGGAGAUAAGAGAUCAUGUUUCAAAAGAGACUUUGUUCUAUAUUUGUGGCCCACCUCCAAUGACAGACUUUUUCUCCAAGCAACUAGAAAACAACCAUGUUCCCAAAGAACACAUUUGCUUUGAGAAGUGGUGGUAGCAGAAAGCCAAGCGACAAAACAGAAGACUGACAUUCGGGAGAGUAGGAGAUACUAUUUAAUAGCAUCUACCUCUACUUGAGCUGUCUUUUAAGACUGUGAAGUGACUGCUGGUGAAUAAAAGAAAAGCUAGCUAGCACCACACUUAAAUAGUAAACUUUUGGGGAAGAAUUUAUUGAUCAAACUAUGUUUUUUACUAUAUUGAUUUUCUUCUAAUUUCCCUGUUUAAUUAUUUCAGGAUACACUGUGAGUUGGGUAUUACAGAUUUUUUUUCUUUUGCCCUUAGAGGAAAAAAGAAAUGUGUACUCACAUUCAGUCAUAAGAAACAAGUUUUUGUGGGAAGUGUUUAAAUUAUAUGACAGCAAUUUAUAAACCUUGUGCUCACUGAACUUAUAAUUUAAAUAUAGUCUUUAUUUUUAAAUUUUAUAUUUAAUGUCUCAGUGUCCUUUUAUCAUGGCCUGAAACUGCUUAAGGAGCGGAAUAUCCAAUGUGCUGCUUCCUGGUAAUAAAUAUCCUAAAUGUGUAUGGUAA